CAUAUAUAAGGUAGAGGAAAUCUCCCCGCCUCAUAACUCACGAAACCAAUGAUGAACGGCGAAUAUUGUAUUCAUGAUUGAGCUUAACGUGAUCGCGGUUGUAGGGUAGCAGAACUCAUUACUAUUCUGCUAGUUGUGAUGAGCUUGCUUUCUGUAAGGAAUCAUUGAAAAAUUGACCGAAAAAAUAAAAAAGAGAGGAAAUUAAAGAAACCUUCAAGUGAUUCUAACACUGCUACGUUAGCAUAUGCUUGCUGGAAUCGCAUUGAAACUCUAUUAGCCUUAUUGAUAAGAUCCAACGGUUUUUGAAUAUGAUGAGCAUGGCAGCUCCGAUUCCGAGGCAUAAAUUUGGCUUGUAAAUGUGGCGUUGAAUUUGGUUCCUAAGCAAUAAUCUAAUUGGUUCUGCGAUUAUUUAUUUCUAGAGAAUUUGAGAAAAUGGCUAUUGAUCAUAUAAGUUCUCUGUUUGCGAAAUUGCAAGCAUUAUCGACUUCAGAUCAUGGCUCCGUUGUGUCCAUGAACAUAUUUGUGGCACUUCUGUGUGCUUGUAUUGUCAUUGGACAUCUUCUUGAGGAAAAUCGCUGGAUGAAUGAAUCCAUCACUGCCCUUGUCAUAGGAAUAUGCACCGGCAUACUCAUUUUGAUGCUUAGCGGUGGUAGAAGCUCUCAUAUUCUUGUUUUCAGCGAAGACCUUUUCUUCAUAUACCUUCUGCCACCUAUCAUAUUUAAUGCCGGGUUUCAGGUGAAAAAGAAGCAGUUUUUUGUUAACUUUAUCACCAUCAUGAUGUUUGGUGCUAUUGGUACAUUGAUAAGUUGUGCCAUCAUAACUUACGGUGUCGCAAAAACUUUUAAGAAGAUCGGAAUUCGUUCACUGGAGAUUGCGGAUUAUCUAGCAAUUGGUGCAAUAUUUUCUGCUACGGAUUCUGUGUGCACCUUACAGGUGCUAAAUCAGGAUGAGACACCUUUAUUGUACAGUCUUGUAUUUGGAGAGGGUGUUGUAAAUGAUGCUACAUCAGUGGUGCUUUUCAAUGCAAUCCAAAGUUUUGACAUCAACCAAAUUAAUCCAUCAAUAGGGUUGCAUUUCUUUGGCAACUUCUUGUAUCUAUUUACCACAAGCACUCUUCUUGGGGUUUUUACUGGUCUACUCAGUGCUUACAUUAUUAAGAAGCUUUACAUUGGCAGGCACUCAACAAAUCGUGAGUUUGCUCUGAUGAUGCUAAUGGCAUACCUUUCCUACAUGAUGGCUGAAUUAUGCUAUCUGAGUGGAAUUCUCACUGUGUUCUUUUGUGGGAUUACAAUGUCUCACUAUACUUGGCAUAAUGUGUCUGAAAGCUCAAGAAUCACUACCAAACAUGCUUUUGCUACUUUGUCAUUUGUUGCCGAGACUUUUAUCUUCCUUUAUGUUGGUAUGGAUGCCUUGGACAUUGAUAAAUGGAGGUUUGCCAGCGACAGGCCUGCAACUUCUCUUGCUGUGAGCUCAGUAUUGUUGGGUCUAGUACUUGCUGGAAGAGCAGCAUUUGUUUUCCUCUUAUCAUUCAUAUCCAACAUCACUAGGAAGUCAUCAAAAGAGGGCAUAAGCUUCAGGCAGCAGGUGAUUAUUUGGUGGGCUGGUCUUAUGAGAGGAGCUGUUUCAAUGGCACUUGCUUAUAAUCAGUUCACCUUGUUAGGGCAUACCGCAAAGCGAGCGAAUGCCAUUAUGAUCACCAGCACCAUCACUGUUGUGUUAGUCAGUACAGUGGUGUUCGGUUUGAUGACAAAGCCAUUAAUAAGGUUUUUGCUGCCUGUGCCCAGCGGCCUUACGCCGAAACGGAAAAACAGCACCGCGAACAUAGUAGAUUCAGCUUCUCCAAAAGCUAUCACAGUACCAUUUCUCUCGAAUGGCGCAGACUCUGAAGCAAAUCUUGAACCCCAAGAAAGUUCUUAUGGUCGAACUCCAAGGAGCAUUCGUGACUUACUAUCCACUCCCACACACUCUGUUCAUCGCUUAUGGCGCAAAUUCGAUAACUCAUUUAUGCGUCCAGUUUUUGGUGGCAGGGGCUUUGUUCCAAUCGAACGCGGUACACCAACCGAACGCAACACCCAAAAUCAGUGGCAUUGAUGGCCAAUAACCACAGGGGAACACGAAUAUUGUAAA
This is a messenger RNA of Arachis stenosperma, 2127 nucleotides long. RefSeq names its product sodium/hydrogen exchanger 1. The coding region runs from base 433 to 2091 and encodes 552 amino acids. The transcript has 16 exons. Gene Ontology annotation, biological process: regulation of pH; regulation of stomatal closure; sodium ion transport. Lineage: Eukaryota; Viridiplantae; Streptophyta; Magnoliopsida; Fabales; Fabaceae. Gene Ontology annotation, cellular component: membrane. The record is from RefSeq and is a predicted model, not a curated record. Gene Ontology annotation, molecular function: sodium:proton antiporter activity.